CCUUGAUUAUCCCCAUAUGUUUAUAUAUUUUUUGUCCCCUCCAAACCCCCCUUUGAUAUAAAAAUUACCCCGCCUUAUUUUUCACCAGAAAAAUCAAACCAGAAUUAAAGUGAGAGAAAUAAAAUUGAUAGUAAAGAGAGAUAACUGCUGUGUACUCUCCAAGAGACGAGUGAUUUAGAAUUUUCAAUCAAGACGUUUGAUUGGUAAUAAUUUAAUAACAAUUAAAUAAACAAUAGAGACAAAAUAAAACAACAACAACAACAACAGUGUUUUAAUUUAACAAUAAACACAAGUUAUUUAAAAAUGUCUGAUACACGUCGUCGUCGUCAAUCUGAACAAUCGGCUGGUUCUGAUGACCUUUCUGGUUCAAUUGAUGAACUAAAUGCAUCCAAGGAAAUUAAGAGUACUGAACCAGUAGUAGAAGAAGAAGAAGAAGACGAUGAUCAAGAAGACAAGGAAGAAGAACAAGAACAAAAUGAGUCAGAGUAUGAUACAGCUAGUGGUAGUGAUGAUGAAUCAGAUGCUGAAUCAAAAGAUGGUGUAAAACGUGAGAGUGGUGAUGGUCAAGAAGAGGAUAAACCAUCUAAAAAACUUGAUAAUGAUAAAGUUAAAGUUGAUCCUCAGUAUAUACCAAAACGUGGUUCAUUUUAUGAGCAUGAUUAUAGAGGAGAUGACGAAGAAGAAGGAGAAUGCAUUAAAGUUAUUGUUGAGGAAGAACCAGAAGAAGAAAGAGACGCAGAUGGAAAAAAAAUAUGGAAAGAAAAAGAUGAUAAAUGGAGUCAUGAUAGAUUUGAUCAAAAUGAACAAGCACCAAAAAGUCAUGAUGAACUUAUUGCUGUUUAUGGAUAUGAUAUUAGAAACGAGGAAGGUCCACCAAGAGCUAGAAGACGUCGUCGUUAUGGACGUGGACCAAGUAAAUAUACUCGUCAUUGGGAAGAUAUAGAGGCAUAUGGUAAACCAAUGUACAAUUAUACAUCACAAAAAACAAGACGUUCAAAUAAAACUGGUGAAGAAUUUCCAGCAUUAAAAGGUACAUCAACAACAAAUGAUAAAGUUGAUAAACAAACAGAUGAACCAGUUAUAUCAUCAGCAUGGUAUAGUAAUAAAAAUAAACAUCAAAAUAAACAACAACAACCACAACAACAACAACAAAUGUUUCCACCAUUACAACCACAACAACAACAUGAACAAAAAUCAAAAUUAUCAGAUACAAAUAAUUUACAAACAAAUGAAAAUAAAGCACCAAAUGAACCAACAAAUCCAGCAUGGAAAAAAGAUGCAAAAUAUACAAAUGAACAAUUAAGUCCAGUAAGAAAUAAUCAUAAUAAUGAUGGUGGUGAUAAAUUAAAUCAACAAUAUAUAAAACACAAUAAUAAUAAUAUUAAUAAUAUUAAUAAUCAUGGUAAUAAACGUAAUCAAACACAAGAGAGUGUUAGUCUAUCAGCAAAUAGAUCAAGAGGACGUGGUUUCAAACCAAAUCCAAAUAAUAAUUUAAUUGGUAAUAGAAUGGAAACAACAACAAAACCAAAAGGACGUGGUAAUGGUUUAAUAACACAAACAAAUGAUAAUAAUAGACGUAGUAAUGUCAAUCAACAUCAUCAUGAUGAACAAAUUGUUAAUGAUGUUAAACACAUGAAUAUUAAUGAUGGUGUUUAUCAUAAUCUUCAUAAUAAUGCAAGACAAAAUAAAAACUUUUAUGUUCAAUCUAAUAAUCAACAAAGACCAACUGCACCAACAAUGCAACCUAGAAUGCAACAGUUAUCAUCACAGCAACAACAACAGCAACAACAACAACAACAACCAGCUCAUCAACAUUCUUCUUCUCAUCAACAACAACAACAACAGCCACCACAACAGCAGCAGCAACAACAACAGCCACAACAAACACAAACACAGCCACAACAGCCAUUGCCUGAUGUUGUUGCUAAUCGUCCAAAACGUUAUUCAAGUCUUCGUCAACGUCCAACAAUACCAGAUGGUCCUGGACAACAAGCUUAUCCACAAUCACAUAAUCAACACGCUCAACUUCCUCAACCACAUACUCAGCAUGGUUUUUAUCCUCCUCAAGCUGGAAAUUCACAUGGUGUUAUAAAAUCACAAGGUUUUCCACAAGGACAUUUUGAACAAGCAACACCAGUACCAACAACAGCACCACCAAUGGCUGGACAAGCUGUUAUGCCAUUAGCUCCAACUGGUCAACCAUCUGGCUAUGCACCACCAGCAUUUUUAGUUCCACAACCACAAUUUAUACCACCACAAACAGCACCACCAAGUCUUAUAAAUUAUGUACCAGCACCAAAUGGUCCAGCAUUUCCACAAAAUGCUUAUCCUGGAUAUCAGGGUUAUAAUCCAAGUGUACAACCACAAGGUCCACCACCACCACCAGAAUUAUUUCAACCACAGGGUUGUACUUAUUAUAGUCCAGCUCAACAAUCACAUCUUCAUCAUCACCAUCAUCAUCAUCAACAACAACAACCAGCACCAGUCAGACGACCAAAAGCAGCUAUUCCAAUUUUACCACCACCUGAUAAUUCACAAAAUUAUCAAACAAGCAGAGGACGUGGUCGUCCAGUUACAAAUAAUCCAAAUAAUUAUCAAAAUAAUCCAGCUAAUUCAAUACAAAAAUUCGAUAAUGAUAAUGAUGAUAAAAUAAUUAAUGAAAUCACUGAUAAUACUGAUUUUGAUUUGACAAAAAAUAAAAAUGAACAAGAAGUUGCAACGAAAAUUGAAGAGAUUAAUUCAAUUAAAGAAAAUAUUGAUGAAAAAAUAAAUAUUGUUGAAGAAAAAGAUAAUAAAAUUGUCAUAGAAAAUGAUAUAGUUGAAGAAAAAAAUUUAACAAUUGAUAAUAAAGAUGAAGAAAAAGAAAUAAUAUCAAUUGAUAAAGAAAAUAAUGAUGAAGAAGAAGAAAUAAUAUCAAUUGAUAAAGAAAAAGAUAUUAAUGAAGAAAAAAAAAUAACUGUUGAUGAAUUAAAACCUGAAUUAAUAACAGAAAUAAAAAAUAAUGUUGAUGAAGAAAUUGUAGCUGAUGAAAAUAAAAUUAAAUCUGAUGAUAUUUUAGAUAAUAAAAUAAUUGAAGUUAAAAAAACAGUUGAUGCUGUUGAUAAUGCAUCAUUAAAUGAUGAUAAUAAUGAUGCUGAAAAUGAAAUAAAUAAAUCAACAAUAAAUAUUGUUGAUAAAUUGAAUAACGAUGUUUCGAAUAACAAUGAUAUUGAAUUUAAAAAAAUUGAUGAAGUUGUUAAUGAUAAUCAUGUUUUGGAAAAAGCAGCAGCUUAAAAUUUUGGUAAGAAAAAUUUAUACAUAUAUAAAUAUCAAUCAAUAUUGAACAUAUAUUUCAUAUAUAUUUUUUUUUAUAAAAUUAUUAAUUAAUAGUUACGUUAAUCAUUAAAUGUAAAGCAACAUUUUUCAUAGGGGAUUUAAAAAUAUAUUUUUUUUCUUUUUGUUUUUUUUUUUUCUCUUCGUGAAUUUCGAUAUUUAGUUGAAUUAAAUAAUUAUCAAGUGGAGGAUAUUAAAAAUAGCUCCAUUGUAGGAAAAAUAAUAAUACGCUUUAAUUAUUUUUCAUGUUUUAGUAAUAUUUUCGAAAAAAAAUGCGAAAGAAAAAAUCGAAACGAAUUGUAGAUGAAUUAUUGGAAAAAGAAAAAUUUUAAAUUUUUAUUAGUAUCAUUCAUUGUUGAACGAAAAAAAAAAAAAAAAA
Molecule: messenger RNA, 3691 nt
Organism: Aphidius gifuensis
Lineage: Eukaryota; Metazoa; Arthropoda; Insecta; Hymenoptera; Braconidae
Gene: btz
Product: protein CASC3-like
Exons: 5
Coding region: 304-3273 (989 amino acids)
Biological process (GO): mRNA processing
Cellular component (GO): exon-exon junction complex
Molecular function (GO): mRNA binding
Source: RefSeq, a predicted model, not a curated record